AUGAACAACGCCACCAAAGAAGUGGACAAGAAUAAUAGCAAAGAUCACAAAAAAACUUCCGACGAUAACAGCUCAUCAGAAAGGCGCGACAAUAAGAGACGCGAUUCAGUGACGGGUUCUGUGCUCGAUACAGGCUCAUCAUCGAACAGUAGCUCGGCUGAUUCAGACGAACUCGAGUUGUUGGACAGUUCAUGUGAGAGCAAAAAAAUUAUGGCAACAACCCUAACAGAAGAACAAUCAGCUAUUUCUGAGAGUAGUAACAGCCGAGCGCAACAUUGGGAUCGAAAAGAAUGUGUGCAAUUAAAUGAACUUGAAAAGAGUAAAAUCAGAGAAAAUAAGUGCGCAUCAAUGAUGACGUACGGGAUGGUAAAAUUUCAGUAUCAACAAGCUCAGGAGAAGGCCACUCGUGAUCGAUUGGAAAAAGCGUCAGUGGUACAGAAUUUACUUAGUUUACGCAUAACCGACAGUCAGUCAGUGGCUCAGAAGAGAAGUCACCAACAACAACAACAGCAGCAGCAACAAUCAGUACCGAUCAGUUUCGGCGAUUUCAACGAAGAGAAUCGAGUCUGUCCAUCGCAGUCACAAUCAACUGGCAACAAUAACACAUUCACGACAUUCUCUGGCAUGAAUACAUUCAACGAGAAUGAACUCAUUCAGGUGUAUUCGACGGGUAAUAAAUUACAUGGAUUGUUUCGUUGCGAUGAUUCAAGUACAAAUGCACCCUCAAAGGUUCAGCUCUCACUGGAUAAUACAAGCAGUUAUAACCAUAUGGAUAACGGUAAUGGAGGAGAGGAUAACAGUGAUAGUCUGGCCAAUAAGGAUGGCUUAGAGAUGGAGAAUGUUCUUAAAAUGGUCGAUGAUAGCAAUAAGGGUGUCAUCCAUCAGUUCUACAACGAGAAACAACAUACAACGGUCUUACAUCAGUUGGCAGCAACAAGAAAUAUUAACAAACCAUGCUCUGUCAGAGAUCAUGGCAGUUGCAGAAUGAUUCGGUUGAUUCUGGAUAUGUUGUCUUGGAAGGAUAUGCGCUCAACGAUGCGUGAGCGUACAACUCGCACUGGUAAGACUGCGAUGCAUCUGGCUGCAUCCACUGGACAAUCGUGUCAGCUGGACGCGUUGAUGUCUUAUGUUGCGAACAAUAACGUGCAUUUGGUGAAAAUGUUGCUGUGGUAUGGUGCAGAUUUGUCGUUGAUGGAACGGCAGUGCACUCCAUUACAACUGGCAUCACUUAAUCCGUGUACAUUAGAGGUAUGUUUUAGUAUCUCUGCGUUAGACAAGUAA
Anisakis simplex (herring worm) is the source of this 1281-nucleotide messenger RNA. NCBI's taxonomy places the organism in Eukaryota, Metazoa, Nematoda, Chromadorea, Rhabditida, Anisakidae. The record is from the annotation of a GenBank genome assembly.